Molecule: messenger RNA, 966 nt
Organism: Symbiodinium natans
Lineage: Eukaryota; Dinophyceae; Suessiales; Symbiodiniaceae
Source: the annotation of a GenBank genome assembly
AUGGCUGCUUUCGUGGGCUACGGGAAGAUCCCUCUGGGCAGCUGCGGCGAAGCAGAUUCCGGGGGCGACUGGUGCGUGACGGACGAGAAGGUCCACGGGGCCAACUUCUCCAUCCAUGUGGACAGGUGUGGGUCCAUGCGCUGUGCAAAGCGGACCGCCUUCCUCAAGGAACAUGAGGACUUCUUCGGGCACUUCGGCAUGCUGAGCCGAUGUCGAACCGACUUCCGGCGACUUGCAGAGGAAGUCUUCCAAAUGGCUGGGGCUGUGGUCGAUACAGUAACCCUCUUUGGAGAGCUGUGUGGAGGAAAGUAUCCCCAGAAGACAGUGCCCGAGCAGCCCAAUGUGCGGCCUGUGCAGACUGGGGUGUGGUACAGCCCUUGUGUCGAAUUUGUCCUGUUCGACAUUGCGCUGUGUGGGCCCACUGGCCGGUCCUUCAUGGCCUUCAAGUCCGUAGCUGAGCUGGCUGCAAAGCACAAGCUUCCCUGCGUGCCUGUGCUCCUCGUGGGGUCGCGUGGGGACUGCGCCAACUUCAACCCGAAGUUCGAGUCAAAAGUCCCUGCCGCCUUGGGCCUACCGGUGCUGUCGGGGAAUUUCGCAGAGGGCAUCGUGGUGAAGCCAUGGGAGGAGAGCACGGCUGCAGAGGACAGACCCAUCCUCAAGAUCAAGAUUCAGGACUUCUCUGAGGGCGGCGGCUGUCCACCCGCGCCUGGGGAUCCAGCCAUGCGGGACUACCUCUUGGGGCAGGUCAACGCGAAUCGGCUCGAUUCGGCGGCGAGUAAGGUGGGCAGCGCGGACGUCAUGGACCACUGGGAUGCGAUCGUUGACCUCGUGAUGGAGGACAUCCGGGACGACGUAGGUGAGGAUCCCACGUUGGCGGCUCUCUGGCCGCAGCUGCGAUGCGAAGCCUUUGACCUGCUCGCAGCACGAUACGCCCAAGGUGGCGAGGGCGACGCGGAAGCCUCAUGA